AAGGUAUUUUGUUACCUCAGGUGGUGGAUCAUUACGUACCUGUGUCAAUGGUCACGGUCUGUUGCGCAUUCAUACCUGGCAAAUGGAAUCGCCCGCUUUACAUUUUUUUAACAUAGAUCUCGAGGAUCGAAGUCAAUGAGAACGGAUAGGUCUCGCCGUGAAUUAAGGGAAAGAUUAUACCUGUGGACACAAAUUUUUUAGAAGUUUUCUCUAUAAGUGGAAUUGUUAGAUUUCUAAUUCAGUGUAACUACCUGUGAGAAUUAUUGUGUGAGAGUGUGUUGUUAUGGCCUGUUAAUUCAGGUAGUCUGUGUGAGAACUCGGCGAGGAAUCAUGGCAGUUGUGACGGCGGAAGCGCAGGCCGUGGAGCGGGGGUACCAGAGACUUUCGUCCCUGUUUCGCCCUACCCUGACGGAGGGGAACUCUUGUCACAGGUGUAAAGUACAGGUGUACCACGCCGAGAAAGUCGGUCCAGUACACGAUGUGGUGUUCCAUAAAAACUGUUUCAAGUGUUCUGUCUGCGGACAGUUCCUGACAAUAAAGAACUACUUUUCCAAUCCAACAAAUGCUUCCGAUCGCGAGGUUUAUUGCGGGACGCAUGUCCCCCGGAUCGGGGGCUCCCACAUGGACCAAGGAGCUAUGGGAAUCCGAAAUGCUAUUGCCAGUCAGAAUGCAUACACAAAGAUGAGCAAGAAAUUGAACUCUGAAGUUCGUUUGGCAGGGACACUUAGAAAACCAAACUACAAUUAUGAGGCGGUGGCUAUCAAACGCGCCACCACCGUACCUAAAAAGCAAGACCACGUGGCGGAGCGCACCACCGCGGCGGCUAUUCAUAAGGGUGCCGACAUAAGCUCAGAUGCACUCUACAUAAAAGGUCCAAUUGAGGCACAACUUAUGCGGCAGGGUUACCAACGCAAACUCGACAAGCAUCACUACCCCCCGAACAUUUAUAAGAAGCGGAAGAAGCUUAUCGAAGAACAGCGCCGUCUGGAGGCUGAGUACAAGCGAGAGGAAGACCGCUUGUUAGACGAAUUCCAGAAUGAGCGGAAACAGGAAGUACGCCGUUUGUCGGCGGAAUUACAGCACGAAUGGGAGAUCAAACUUAAGGAGCUCACGGAGAAAUUUGACAAAGAAUUUGGACCAAAAAAGAAAAAGAUGAAAGAGAAUGAAAAAAAGCAAAUGACGAUCCACUUUGAGAAUAAGAAGAAAGAGAUCGAAGUCAUCAUUCAAGAGAAGAAGAAAAAGAAGAAGGAAUCGAUGACUCUGAGGCUGAAGGAGAAAGAACAGAAGAAAACGGCAACGAUGGUAGCGCGACAGAGCCGCGAGAUGUUGGAGGUACUCGCCCAGAAACAGGAGGAACUCAAAGAGGAAUUAAAGCAGGAAAUUGUGGCGGAGAAUAAAAUGGAAAAUGGGACAACGAACGGAGAAACGGAAGAAAUUGAGGAAGCGCUGGAGGCUUUAGAGAUCAUUCCCGUGGCGCCUGCAGAAAUUCCUUCUCCUCAUCCCCCAUCCUGCCGGAAAAAGGACCUCUAUGUGGACCCCUCACAAUUUAACGACAUUGACGAACAAACAAUUAAGGUUGCGGAAAAUGAGCAACCAACGUACACAGAUCUGGUUCAGCAACUGACGGAAAAUCUGGUCACCGACCUGGAGAAAGUCCGGGCCAUAUAUCGCUGGAUUACGGUGAAGGACCUGAACGUGAUGGAAUUUGAGGAAAUCAUAGAAACGGACACACCCAUGGGGCUCCUCAGGGGAAUUAAAUACGGGACGGAGACCUACCAUGUGCUCUUUAUGAGACUUUGCAGUUAUGCAGGCCUCCAUUGUGAAGAGAUCAAAGGUCAUUCUAAGAGCGUGGGAUAUGAGCCUGGAAUGAAGAUCAAACCCGAGCAGUUUCAGAAUACUUGGAAUGCCGUGCUCGUUGAUGGAGACUGGCGACCGGUGCAAUGUAACUGGGGAGCAAGACACUUGGUACUGAACAAAGACAAGAAAGGUAAGGACAGACCAAAGCCUAAGAGCAAAGACCAGAUCCGUUACCAAUAUGACGAGCACUACUUUCUAACGGACCCGGAUGAAUUUAUUCAGGAAUUCUGGGCCUCGGAUCCCAAAUGGCAGCUUUUGGAAAACCCUAUUACCCUAGAGCAAUUUGAGGCACUGCCUUUUGUCCGCUCCAUUUUCUUCCAUUAUGGAAUGAGGUUUGACAAAAGUAUGCGUGCUGUUCUGGAAACUUCCGAGAAAGGUGGAACGGAAGUGAAGAUAAAGAUUCCAGAAGAACAUGAAAAUGAUUUGGUGUAUUACUAUCAGAUGAGGUAUGCAGACAAGGAGAAGAGGCUUGAGGCAACAUACAAGGGUGCAAAUCUAGAAAGAUUUGUAUUCCAAACCAUGCUCGACAACACUGUCAUGUUUAGUAUUCACGUUCCUGCGGUUGGCGAAUAUUUCUUUGAAGUGUUUGCAAAUAAAAUAGAAGAUAGCAAUAGACUUAUAAACGCUGAGGAGACCGCGGGUGGGUCCAUAUCGCCCUUCAGACUGAAGUGUACUUGUAAGUUUAAGGUGGUUUGUAACUCUCUUAAUGGCAAAAUGUAUCCUCUUCCUGACUGCGCCUCGGGGGAAUGGGGACCAAAGAAAGCGUAUCGACACUUUGGUUUACAGGUACUUCAAACGCGACAGAGAAAAUCCAGCAAAAGUCGGUCAUCGCCCGACUCUGCUGAAGGGGACAAAUUGUCGGACAGUGGAAGUUCUACUGGGGAUGAUCCGCCUGAUAACCCAAAGGCAGGGAUUCUGAACGUAGAGGACAGUCUUGAUAUCAAAUUGAAGAUGCCACGCCCCCUACAAGUAGUUGCCAAGCUUAAAAUGAAUAAUGUGGAUACCAAGACGCUGGAUACUUUCAUCAGCACAAAUAUAGAAAAAGACCUAAUUCAUAUCACGGGGACACUUCCGCAGACUGGUCAGUACGGGCUGGAUAUUUACGGGCGUCCUAAGGAGGCUGGAGAGAGCACGACAUUAUCUCAUGCCAUGAAGUAUCUCAUUAACUGCCUGAAAGUCACCAAUCCGGUGGAGCUCCCUAAAAACGCAGAGAAACAGAAUUCUGUGAAAAAGGAAAAGUGGGGCGCCCAACAGAAUUUUGAAUCCUUGGGCAUCAAAGCUGUAAACCCUAAAGAUCCGAAGAUAACAUUGACUGAAGUAAACACGUGUACAGUCGAAAUCAUUGUGCCUGAUGACGUCAUAUUGUCGCACCAAUUCCUCAGAGAGCCGGACACUGACGUCAAGGAUCGCGUGGCCAUGUUGCCGGAGAAAAACGGGACGAUUAAAUUCCACAUUGAUGUUCCAAAGACUGGGAACUACAUGUUGAGUCUAUUUGGACGACGAAAGGAUGACGACGAGAUGCCAAAUAUUUACAAUUACCUGAUUGUUUGCAAGAAAGGGGAGACAAAUUCGACUCAGCAGAAAGAAGAACGCCGGGGAUCAUCGAUUUUCAAAAAGGGAUUCUUCAAAAAGAGUGAAAAAAAGUAAUAGACUCAUUCACCACCAAAAAAAUUCCUACUACACAAUCAACAUUACUGCCAUUAAAUCCUGAUGGGAAUUUAUCUACCUGUAAGCACUGCGUCUCGCAGUUACAUUUUAUCCUCGAGGAAGGACCAAAUUGUGUAAAGUAUAUUUUUCUUCUUCCUUAUUUAUGGAUUGUACUUCGGAGAAUCUCUUUAUCCUUUCUCGAUUCAGCGAGUUCCUUGGCAGGCGGAACGUGCCUUUAGUCUGACCGGUGUGACGAACAAUUAUAUAUCAUUAUAUCCAUGACGCUUACUAAGAGAUAUUAACAAACCAGUGUGAUAUUAAUCUGCAAUGAAUUAUGUGAUACGUAAUUAUUAUAUAUCCCCAUACUGGCUCACGUAAAAGUAAUGUAAUAAAUGAAAAUAUCAACGAAAUUAAAACAUUUUAAUGUCCAUUUUCCACAAUGCAACACGCAUUACUGUAAUGGGACGUUGGCUAAAUAGCUAAUGAUCUGACUUUGAUAAAUUUAAGAUUUAGGAAGCCAUUUUCUGUGAACCACAGCAUUAAAGCUCCGUCUUUCUUGCUAGUAUUUAAUGUCUAGUACGUUGCUUACAAGUGCCUGAUAUUACUUGUACCUAAGAUAUUGUAUUUUUUUCUGGAUAUUUAUCUAUUCUGUUUUUGUAUUUACCAAAGAGAGGAAAUAUCUAAUGAUUAAUAUAUUUGUGUCGUAUAUAUUUUCCAUUGGAAGUAAAACGUACUUUGUUCAAUUCCAUAAGAAUAAAACAGUUGCAAUCAA
Molecule: messenger RNA, 4276 nt
Organism: Ostrea edulis (European flat oyster)
Lineage: Eukaryota; Metazoa; Mollusca; Bivalvia; Ostreida; Ostreidae
Product: hillarin-like
Exons: 8
Coding region: 331-3504 (1057 amino acids)
Source: RefSeq, a predicted model, not a curated record